AUGCUCCGUGCCUCGCGCCCCGGUCUCCACGCCGGCCGCGGCCGCGUCUCGGACUGCAGCCCCCUUCCGGGGCGCCGCCUAGGUGCUCUCAACCGUGGCCCGUGGGACCCAACACCCCCGACGCCCCCCGCACGCCGCCGCGCCCGGAGCUGCGCUCGGGGCCGCGCCCGGAGCCGCCCGCACCGCCGCCUCCGCCGCACCCCGCCGCCCCGGCGCCCGCGAAGCCCCACGCCCCGCUCCGGCCGCCCCGCCGCGCCUGCGAGGCCCCGCCGCCGGCGCCCCCGGGCUGCACAAUGCGCCGCGCCGCCGGGGUCUGUCGCCCAGGGCAACCGCAGGACGCGAGACAGCGCGACGGGGGGCGGGGGCACGCGGACCGGCCCGGGGGCCCAGGUGGUAGAAGGGAGCAAGGAGGAGGGGCCCGAGGCCGAGGUCGAAGCAGGGAUGGAGCCAGGUGAACCGGACAGGCUGCCAUCAGAGCCCACGUCGUUGGAAGGGGAGCGCAGAGCAGAAUCUAAAUUAAAACGAGGCGUUUCACAAGACUUGGUUUCUUCCCCCAAAUUAGACAGAUUCAAAAUAGCAAAGCAACUAACGGACAAGGCAAUCAAGGAAAAGAAGAUCUUCUCCAUCUACGGACACUACCCAGUGAUCCGGACCACCCUGAGGAGGAAGGGCUGGGUGGAAAAGAAAUUCCACUUUCUGACCAAGUUCGUGCCGAGUGUCGACGGCGACGGGGAAGGGGUGCCGGACAACAAACAUGCUGAAGGCAAAGAGAGUCAAGAUGUGGCUUUAGAGAAAGCAGACGACAUCCACGAUGUGAUGUCCAGGUUGGUAAAAAAUGAAACGCCCUACUUCCUCUGGACAAUCAAAAGGGACAUCGUCGACUAUCACAGCCUAAGCUGUGACCAGGUGCUGAACCACUACGGGAAGACCGCGUCCUUCACCACCAAGAUCGGGCUGUGUGUGAGCAUGCGGAGCCUGCCGUGGUACGUCCAGGCCAACCCCGACACCUUCUUCCCGCGCUGCUACAGCCUCUGCACAGAGGGUGAGAAGCAGGAGUUCCUGGACGACUUCCGGCGCACGGUGGCCUCCAGCAUCCUGAAGUGGGUGGUCAGCCAGCAGAGCAGCAGGAGCAAGCCGAGGAGCAGGCGGGACGAGGCCCGCGAGAGCGCCGCCAGCCGCAGGAAAGUUCCUGAGGGAGCAGGAUCGAGGCUCACGGGCCUGUCGGGGCAGCUCGUGGACGUCGCGUGCAAGGUGUGCAAGGCCUACCUGGGGCAGCUGGGGCACGAAGACAUUGACCUCACCGAGGACGCCGCCAGGGCCCUCACGGAGGACGAGUGGAGCGACCUGACCCAGCAGUACUAUGCGCUCAUCCACGGCGAGGCCUUCAUCCCCAGCUCCAGAAAUCACUUUUCGCAGUGCCAGGCCCUGCUGAACAAAAUCACCUCCGUGAACCCCCAAACCGAGAUCGACGGGUUUCGGAACAUCUGGAUCAUCAAGCCUGCGGCCAAGUCCCGCGGCCGAGACAUAGUGUGCAUGAACCACGUGGAGGAGAUCCUGGAGCUGGUGGCUGCAGACCAGCUGCCCGCCAAGGACAACAAGUGGGUGGUGCAGAAGUACAUCGAGACGCCGCUGCUCAUCUAUGACACCAAAUUUGACAUCCGGCAGUGGUUCCUGGUCACCGACUGGAACCCGCUGACCAUCUGGUUCUACAAGGAGAGCUAUCUGCGCUUCUCAACGCAGCGCUUCUCCCUGGACAAACUGGACAGCGCCAUCCACCUGUGCAACAACUCCAUCCAGAAGCACCUGAAGAACGACAAGGACCGCAGCCCCCUGCUGCCCUGUCACAACAUGUGGACCAGCACCCGAUUCCAGGAGUACCUGCAGAAGAGGGGCCGCGGGGCCGUGUGGAACAGCGUCAUCUACCCGUCCAUGAAGAGGGCCAUCACCAACACCAUGAAGGUGGCCCAGGACCACGUGGAGCCACGCAAGAACAGCUUCGAGCUGUACGGCGCCGACUUCAUCCUCGGGCGCGACUUCAGGCCCUGGCUGAUCGAGAUCAACUCCAGCCCCACCAUGCACGCGUCCACGCCCGUCACGGCGCAGCUGUGCGCGCAGGUGCAGGAGGACACCAUCAAGGUGGUGGUGGACCGCAAGGCCGACCGAAACUGCGACAUCGGCAACUUCGAGCUGCUGUGGAGACAGCCUGCGGUGGAGCUGCCCACGUUCCAGGGCUCCGAUUUGCUCGUGGAAGGCGUGGGCAUGAGGAAAGCCAGGAAGCAGAUGCCAGUGAUCGCCAGCUUUGACUCUGUGCCUCCGCUCUCGGACAUCCAUCUGCUGAAACAGAGGUGCCCCUCAGCCAUGCUAGACCUGGACCGGGGACCCCCACUCAUGGCUCUGCACCAGGAUUUGAAACUGAUAGGCGAAAAGGUACUUCCUUGCACCUUGCCUGUGCACUUACACAGGCUGGUGGAGAGGAGCACUAAAGCCAAGAGUGGCCACAGGGAGUCUGGCAGGAAGAUCGAACUCCCCUCCUGCACCUCUCAGCACCCAGACAAUAAGGCCCCCCGCCCCGCUCUUGCCAAGGCCGAGUCCGACAGACACUCAGAUCCAAACUCGUUACAUGUGCACCCACUGCCGUCUGUGCUUCCAAGUGUGAAGACCGCAGAGGGUGCUCCGUUUCAGCCGCCCAGACCACCAGGGUUGCCAAGGGCCCUCCCAGCGCCCUGCCUGGUGUGCCGAGGCUCGCUGCCGCCCGCCGGUCCCUGCAAGCGCUGCCGCUCCUUCUGCGCCGCCGUCCUGCAGGGCGCCUCCUUCGUGCCCCUCGGCGACGAGCUAGGCAGCGGCCUGUGGACCCUGUGA
Molecule: messenger RNA, 2859 nt
Organism: Rangifer tarandus platyrhynchus (Svalbard reindeer)
Lineage: Eukaryota; Metazoa; Chordata; Mammalia; Artiodactyla; Cervidae
Source: the annotation of a GenBank genome assembly